UCGUUCGGCGAACAAGAGGACCUCGUUACCGGGUGACAACGGCGAGACAAGAUCAAUACAUUGUCACUACCAGCUUACGCAAUCGACGCCUUACCUCUGUUCAAAUACAAGAACAGCUCAGGGACUUUCACGGAGUGGCUGUAUAUUUAUUACACAUUCUAACAAAAAAACAACAGCACACCAAAUCUCAAAUGAGUACAGUAGCAUCGAAUGUUACAUGGAUGACAUAGUGGACUAUUUCGAAGAGUUCAUCAAAAAGUCCCUGGUCGUCAUUUCUCUGGGACUAGGGACGCUUAUCUUGAUGAUCAUGUACGUGUUCAAAAUGUUAGCCGAUAGACCAAACGGUCCACGCACCCUCUGCAAUGCAGAUCCCGAACUCAACCGGAGCAAAGCUUCUGUCUUAUCUGAAGGCAAGCGUUCUCACACGCGUUGCAGAUCCUGCAAUUCAAUUAAUUCAGAACCGAAGAACGUAAAUUCGUGUAUUUCGAAUCCAGAUAAAUCGAGUUCACUGUGUUCGAAUCCAAAUAAAUCGAGUUCAGUUUGUUCGAAUCCGGAUAAAUCGAGUUCAGUUUCUUCAAAUCCGAAUAAAUCUUGUUCGGUUUGUUCGAAUACGAAUAAGUCGAGUUCGGUGUGUUCGAAUACGAAUAAAACGAGUUCAGCUUGCUCGAAUACGAAUAAAACGAGUUCAACUUGCUCGAAUACGAAUAAAACGAAUUCAGCUUGCUCCAAUCCGAACAAAACGAAUUCAGCUUGCUCCAAUCCGAAGAAUUGCCAAACUAUGAAUACAUCGACAAGCAACACCAUUCUUACCGCCAAAACAGCGUCUAUAUCAGCCCAAAUUACAUCGCAUCCAAGGUUUGAUAGAAAAACCCUAAGAGAAGUUGGAUUAUCUGGCUGUUCCAAGAUCUGUAGAUCGCGAAGUCGGAUAACGGGAGAUUCAGAUACAGAAUGCAGAUCAGGACCGAAUACUAUAGAAAUUACUAAGACUCCAUCUGAGCAAAUGUGCACAACGAAACAUCAUUUAGCCAAUUCUCGACCCUGUACCAGGUACAUAGCAAUAAGAACCUCUUGUUGUUCUAUGUGCUGCGUAGAUGAUGACAGGCGGUGAUGAAUAAAGACGUUUAAACUACACUCUAAGCACAUUAUCUUAAAGUCCAAAAUGAUUUGCUGAUAACAGUUUAGUGAAAAAUUUUAUAAUUCUGCAAAUUAUUUUGCAUAGAUGUUACUGGAGCUUGACGUGCGCAUAGAAUGUUAUAAGUUAGGUGAUAAUAUUAUACUUAAUUUUGUAGUGUAUUUGUUCCUUGUUAUUUAAUUUAUUAGUACUU
Molecule: messenger RNA, 1325 nt
Organism: Spodoptera litura
Lineage: Eukaryota; Metazoa; Arthropoda; Insecta; Lepidoptera; Noctuidae
Source: RefSeq, a predicted model, not a curated record